AUGAGACUUGUUGUCUUCGCCUCCCUGGCAUGUGUGUUUCGUCUUGGGUAUGGGGCCAUCGAUCUUGACGGCAAUCAAGUUGUUGAGCCUGCCACAACUAAGGAUGACCCUGCACCGAUUGGUGAUCUCACCACUUACUACUCUGAUCAACAUGACUGUCCACUGCCUUGUACCGACUACGCAAACGUACACAGUUGGAUUACCUAUUUCUCUGUUGAUCGCCUUCGACGUUGCCAGGGGCCUAUGCUAUUACAGUUCUCCAUCUCUCAGCUUUUCGAUGAUCCGCACUCGAAUAUCGUUAUACGAAGCUGCACACUGGGGACUGACUCAACUUCGAUUGCCAAUACUACCGCGACUAUAAAGCCAGUUGAGAACCCCAAGACGGCAGUUGAUAAUUUUCAACCGAGCCUUGAUGUCGCACCAGCCUGUGCUGUGAAUGGCACAGAAGUCCAGGAGAAAAUAAAUAUCGCAAGUAGCGGCAACGGUGGCAAAACGGAUGACAUCUCUCGCUUGCUCGAAGGAGUACAGAUGUUUUUCUCCGCUCAAGACAACUGUGACGAGCACAUCUUAUUUGCACACAACAAACAGACCGUGGCAGGCAUAUACAUUGGCGCGGGCCUUGGCAAGCCCACUGUCAAUUCAGUUACCGCAGGCUUGACGGCAAGCUUUUUGGGUCGCACCUCACUUCCUGACCGGGUUGUCGCUCAACUCUGCGGCAACGACCGCCAGCCGGAGCGAGUCUUCGGCAUUGCCAUCGAUAACACUCACGACUUGACUUUCGUCCAGAAAACAGUCUUGGCUUGGAGCCAGGGGACCUGCGUGGCUGACGCAAAGCUCACAGAAGCUGGUUCUCUCCCCGGCGCCAAAAUAUUCGAUAUUGCCAGCGAACCCCUGGCGCUGAAUAGCAGCAGCAGCAAUAAUACGUCUGCCCAAGACACAUUAUCUACAUCUCGGAUGAUUCGAAGACCACCAAGAGCUGGCUAUGUGAACGAAAAACGCGCAGAAUGCAAAUAUAUCAAAGUUGAAUCCGGAGACGGCUGCGCUUCUCUCGCCUCCAAGUGCGGAAUCUCCGGCGCCGACUUUACCAAGUAUAAUCCGAAUCCCAGCUUGUGCUCGACACUUGCGCCGGGCGAUUACGUCUGCUGUUCAGCGGGUGAUCCUCAUACAGACCCGAAGCCAGACCCCCCCAAACCAGGGGCAGACGGCGUCUGUGCGACUCAUCUCAUCGCGAACGAAGAAACAUGCGCCUCCUUGGCCAAGACGUUCGGUGUCACGGUUGAUGACAUCGAGAAGUGGAAUAAGGGCAAGACAUGGGCCUGGACCGAAUGUAAGGACAUGUUGUUGGGCUAUAAUAUGUGUCUCAGCGACGGGCUUCCGCCAAUGCCGCCGCCCCAACAGGGGACACAAUGCGGUCCAUUGGUACCCGGUACACAGCGGCCGGCCGAUUCGUCGACCUCCCUGGCCGAUCUCAAUCCAUGUCCCCUGAAGGCGUGUUGCAGUAAUUGGGGUUUUUGCGGUGUGUUCCCGGCACACUGCGACAUCCACGCUCCGCCAGGAGGUGGACCAGGCACGAAAGACAAGAACUUCUCUAAUACAUGUGUGUCAAAUUGCGGAAAUGAUAUCAAGCAAGUAUCAGGGCCGCCUGCGACUUUCCAGCGCGUUGGCUACUACUCGGCCUUCAAUAUGAACCGUAAAUGUCUUUGGUUGAAGGCUAAGAACUCCAACACCGAUGGCAGCUACACCCAUAUCCACUGGGCGUUUGGGGACAUCGACCCAAAUACAUGGAAACCUGUAAUCAAGGAUGGCAAGGAUGAAUGGUCUGACUUCAAGGCCCUUACCGGCGUCAAGCGCAUCCUCUCACUAGGCGGUUGGGCUUUUUCGACCGAGCCGGCGACCUACAACAUCAUCAGGCAGGCCAUUCUCGAGAAUCGAGAUGCCUUUGCAGAUAAUCUCGUCCAAUUCGCUAAGGACGAAGGCUUGGAUGGAAUUGAUAUUGACUGGGAGUACCCUGGAGCUCCCGAUAUCAUGGUUGGCGGCAAGCCGAUCGGUGACAAAAAUGACGGUGUUGGAUACCUCAAAUUCCUCACAGUUCUGAAGCAGAAGAUCGGUACCGACAAGUCCGUCUCGAUUGCUGCACCUGCUUCUUUCUGGUAUCUGAAGGCUUUCCCGAUCGAUCGCAUCGCCAAAGUGAUUGACUAUAUCAUAUACAUGACCUAUGAUCUCCAUGGUCAAUGGGACUAUGGCAACCCCAAUUCGUUUGACAUGUGUAACUCUGGCAAGUGUAUUCGAAGCCAUGUAAACUUGACUGAGACACGGAAUUCACUUUCCAUCAUCACCAAGGCCGGCGUACCCAACAACAAAGUCUUCGUGGGCGAGGCCAGCUACGGCAGAUCAUUUCACAUGGCACAAGACAGCUGCUGGGGUCCUAUGUGCGAGUUUACCGGCAGCAGAGCACAGUCAGACGCCAAUCCGGGAAGAUGUACGGACACAGGCGGAUAUCUCGCCGCAGCUGAGAUCAUGGAGAUCAUCUCAAAUGGUGACGGUGCGAAGACAUUCUACGACGAUAAAAGUAACUCGGAUAUCAUGCUAUACAAAGGCGAUUACAUCAGCUACAUGACACCAGCCACCAAAGACACGCGGCGUGACGACUGGAAGGCUCUGAAUUUCGCGGGCAGUAUAGAUUGGGCCCUCGACCUGCAGACUUUUGGUCGAGACGAUAUGGACCUCCCCCCUGACCGACCAGAAAGUGGAGAGGGUUGCGUCUACGGAGAAGACAUCACACUCGACUCUGGCGAUCUCUGCGACUUCUCUUGCAAUUUUGGGUUCUGCCCUGAAUCUUUGUGUACAUGCUAUGAGCAAGGACCGUUGGAAGACCUUCUACCCGAGCGACCGAUUGGUGAUAUCGUAGCUUGGGACGAGUUCAACGUUGAUCUAAAUCGCCUCUGCAAGUUUGCUUGCAAGUACGGACACUGUCCCGAGAACAUCUGCAUGACUCGACCUGUCGAGCCGGAGGUGGACGUUGAGACAGUCGACGACCCCAACUACUACGACUACGAGGCAGCCAGGCGGGAGAACGCUAAUAACUGCGUCAUAUACCGGUAUCCUCCCCAGGGAUUUGACGGAGCCCUGCAGUGCUACAAUCCAUGCAAGGCGAUAGUGGAACAGGCCAAGUCUGAGGAUAGGACUACGAACUACGGCUGUGUAGGCUGGUGGCCGGGCACCCAAGAGAUCCCCUGGCAAAAAGUCUCCGGCAUGGGCGAAGUCGCCGGUGGAAAGUGCUCGUGUGACAAUUGGUUGCUGAACGAACUGGCCGACGAUAUCAUUGAAGCCCUUCCAAUGAUUGCUCAGAUCGGCUGUUUCAUAAUCAUGUCCACUCUCAAGACCUUACUCGACGUAGGUUUAGAUUUUAUUCCUGGGGUAGGGAAAGCCAUUUCAGCCGGUCUGGACAUGGCCAUGACGGCCGCACAAAUGGUUGCCUACCUCUACGACGAGGAUCAAGAUCCAGGCGGCGCCUUCGAAUGGUGGCUAAGCCCCUGUGGCGGCAGCGAUCUCGUGCCAGACGAAAUAAAACAAGCCUUUGACAUUCUGAGCACUGUGGCAAGUGGAGUGUCGAGCUUCAAAAAGCCUAAGAACCUCCCCAAAGGAAGCGGCAAGAAGGGAGACAGAGGCAAUCCGAAGAAUCCAACAGCACCACGUCCAGGCAAUGGUGUCACCAAACCCAAGUCGGCAGCCAAAUGUCGAAUCAGUCCAGCUGAGGCCACCAAACGCUAUGGACAGGCCAAGAACACGCUUAGGAUGCAGGAGUGUGUCAAGGACAAGACGGUUGUGACUGAAUUGGUCAUCACCUCCCUGACCUAUGCGGCGAACGCAAAGCCAACCCAGGUCAUGGCGACGUGCGACCCUGCCUGGACGCAAGCUUGUUACCACUACGAGUCGGCCAUCUCUGUCAACCCUCAAUGGGCAACACUCACCUGCCCUCCCCAAGCGGCCUCUACGAAGCAUCGGGAAAAUGGGGUGGCAACAAGGAGCUGGAGCAGUCAACAUGGCGGCGCCGGUUGGAAAGACAAGGCGAACCGUUCAUGGAAGCGGACAUGCGACCGGGACGAGUAUCCGCCCGCCUACCUCCUCGAGCCAAACGACCCAGCUAUGGUGUUCGGCGGCGUAGACUCCCGAGGCCAACUUGUGCGUUACCUACCCGACGCCGAAAACCGCCCGGCCGGCAGCAUGUGGAAGGGAGUGUGCUUCAAGCCCCCAGUGGCCGACAUGUCCGACAAGGACCUUGAGAACAAGGUCAAACAGGCGCCCGUCGGUGCCAAGCAGGUCAUCCAGCAGGGCGCGGGUUCCAAGAUACUCUUCAAGACCCAGGCGGCUAUCACUGUCGACCAGCGGCCCGAGUUCACCAUGAAGUACGACCACAAGGCGAGACCGAACCAUGGCUUGAACGACAACCCGUGCUGGCCUGACGGCAUUGCGAGACGUGAUCCGGGCUUUGCUCUCAUGACUUUCGAUCCGUAUUAUGUCGGACAGGCACCACCUUACAACUAUCGGGCCAAAUAUGAAAAGGGGGUGAACGGGGAUUAA
Pseudomassariella vexata is the source of this 4581-nucleotide messenger RNA. RefSeq names its product glycoside hydrolase family 18 protein. Gene Ontology annotation, molecular function: hydrolase activity, hydrolyzing O-glycosyl compounds; chitin binding. The coding region runs from base 1 to 4581 and encodes 1526 amino acids. The transcript is spliced from 6 exons. The record is from RefSeq and is a predicted model, not a curated record. Lineage: Eukaryota; Fungi; Ascomycota; Sordariomycetes; Amphisphaeriales; Pseudomassariaceae. Gene Ontology annotation, biological process: carbohydrate metabolic process.